Leptopilina boulardi is the source of this 3155-nucleotide messenger RNA. Its product is annotated as glutamic acid-rich protein-like. Lineage: Eukaryota; Metazoa; Arthropoda; Insecta; Hymenoptera; Figitidae. The coding region runs from base 77 to 2302 and encodes 741 amino acids. The transcript has 4 exons. The record is from RefSeq and is a predicted model, not a curated record.
UGAAACUUUAAAGCAAAAAAGUAAUAAUUCAUUUUUCAUCAAAAAAUAAAUUUUUCAAUCAAUAAAUAAAAAAAAAAUGGAAGAAAAUGAAAAUGAACCUACAAAUGAGGGAUUUGACACUCCCAAAGAGGAUGAGGUGGAAAAAAAUCAGGAAUCUAAUGAAGAUUUUAUUAAUUCAGAGGAAGGUGAUGGAAUAAAAAAUCAGGCAGAUGAAAUUGAGGAAAAAAAUUCCAAAUUGAAAAAUAGAAAUAUCACAAAAAAGAAGAAGAAUGUGGACAACGAUGAUGAUAAUGAUGAAGAUUGUUGUACGACUAAAAAGAGAAUGAAAUUAGAGAAAGAAAAAAAAUGGAGAACUAUGAAUAUUUUUGAAAAGGAAUGUAAACCACCAAAAUCAAAUCCUGUUCCACGGCAUUGUAUAACAAAAAAAGAACAUCUCGAUAUCCUUGCAACUCCCAAACAAAUAUGUCCACCGCCUUGUUUACAAAAAACAGUGGUUCGAAAAUUAGCGCCAGUUUCACCUCGAAUUCUUCAACUUGCAAAACCAACAAGACAUCAUAUUUUAAGAACAAUUCAAGAUUGUUCUAAUACAUUGCCACCAUUAUUAUUACAUAAUUUGAUAACAAUGCUUGAAACUGAAUCAUCACUAUCUCCAGAGCAGACGAGUAAAUUGUUACGUGACAAAAAAUGUCGUCCAAAGAGAAAAAGGAAAAAAUCGAGACGACAUGCAAAAUGUAAAAAAAAUGAAAUUGAAAAACAAAUGAUAAACAAUAACAAUCAACCACAAUAUGAUCCUGUGGCAGUGUGCUGUCAAUAUCAAAUGGCGGAAAAAUUUGUAAAAAGCAUACUUGAUUGGCAAAGUCCAAUGGCAAAAGAAGAGUAUCAGGAUAUUGGAGAAAUUAUUCUUCGACGUUUGAGUCGAAUAUUAGAUUACACACCGACAAAUGGUAAUGGUGAUCGUCGUUCUCAACAAAUGCAUUUUCUCGCCGAUAUUAUUUCCUCUUGGAUUUUGGGUGUCAAUAGUGAAGUUGCCGAGGCACAUCGGGAAAGUGAAGAAGAACGAGCGAGAAGACAACGUGAGGAAGAUGAGGAGGAAACUGAUGACGAGGAUAAUAUUCGAGACGAUGGACUCUAUAAAGAUGAUGACAGUGACGACGACGAUGAUGAUAAUGAUGAUGGUGAUGAUAAGGGUGAUAAAGGUGAAAAAGGUAAAGGAAAGGAGGAUGAGGAAGAGAAGGUUAAGGACGAAGAUGAUGGAGAAGAUAAGAAAAGUGAUCGGCAGAAAUCCGAAAGCACAGUGUAUGAAGAUGCACAAAUGGAAUUAGAAGACAAAGGUGUUCAAAAAGUACCGGAAGUAGAGGAAACUGAGUCUCAAAUACAACCUGAAGUAGCGGAAAAAGAAACGGAAGUUGAUGCACAAUUGGCAGAGGAAGAUGAAACGAAGGCAGUUAAUGAGAUUAUUGAUGAACCCACAGAGGAUACUAAAGAAUUGGAUGAUGAAGAUGCUAAAGAAGCAGAUGAGGAUAAAACGAUAGAAGCAGAUGAGGCUGCAAAAGCAGAAGAUGACAAAGGUAAAGAAACUGAAGAACAAAAUGCAGAAGAAGAAGAAGAAGAUGAAGCAAAACCCAAAGCAGAUAAGGAAGAUACAGAAACAGAUAAAGAAGACGAAAAACCAGAAACCGAUGGAAAAUACGAUUCACUAAAACUUUUUCAAACCGAUUUGCCCUUCAUUAAUUUUAUGCAGAUAUUCAGUACCAUUUACAAAACAAUGGAAGCCGAUGAGGAAAAUAUGGGACAAGAUCCAAUAGUAAAUCGUAUACAUCGGGCUAUUUAUGAAAAAUGUUACAAUGCAGUGAUGCUCGAUGAUUCUGAAUUAAUGACAAAUAAUGCAAAGGAUCUCAUUGAUGUGAUGACAGGAAAAAUUGCCAUUUGGUUAAGUAAAAUUUUAACUGAAUCACAAGUAAAUCUAAUGAAUAAAUAUCCAGCGCAAGUUGAAUCAUUUGAAGUUCGUGAUUGGUCAAAAUGGUUGAAUCAUACGUCAAAAACGGCAAAAAAUUGGAGUGUUUGGCUACAGUCACUUAUUAAGGAAAUUCAAAAAAUGCAAGACGGACAAGUGAGUCGUGGUGAAUGGUCAGAUUGGACAAAACAAGUUGAUACAGACGCAGCACUUUGGCGACGAUUUUAUUUAGAUGCCAUGCAUCAAGCACAUCAUAAUGUAAUGAUGAUGGGGGGUCGUGAAAUUGUGAAAAGUGGCGAGAAACAUUAUCCCGAAUUAGAAAAGGAAAUAAGAACUGUUGAUUUAUGAGGGCAACAGGUGGAAAAAUAGAAUUCUUCCUUUGUGAAUUCAUUUUCAUUUGUCUUCCAAUUUUUUUUUUUUUUACUUUGAUUUUAGGGUGAAUUUGGAGAACUGGGUUUAUGAACUGAAUGUGGUUCGAAUUUGCGGUUAAUUUUGAUUAAAGGAUUUUGGUGCUAUGAAAUAUGAAAAAAUUAAUUGAUACUGAUGAAUUAUUAGCUUAGUUAAAUUGUACAAGAAUUGAGUUAAAUUAAAGCUCCAAUUAAUAAUUAAUAAAGUGGAGCUUAAUUUAUCUUAAUUCUUGAAUUAAUCAAACUGAUAGUAUUUUUUUUAUCAUAUUUAAUGGAUUAACAGUGAAAUUUUAACCAAAGCUAACUAAAUUCGAAACUCAUUGGGUUCGAAUCCGGUUUUCCAAUCCGCCAAAGUUGGAAUUAGUCUAUUUUUAUGAAUUACAAAUUUCUUUAAAUCAAAUUUGUGUUGAAAUUUUUUACAAAUAUACUAAUAGUUAAUAGUAAUCUGAAUUAGCGUUGCUUUGCAUUCAGUCUUCAAGUGCGCGUGCGCGCGGCUAGUAAAUAGUGGUGGGGAGAAUACGAUCCUCCCCACUCCUUCAUUUCGGCACUCGUAAUAUUCUCAAGUUAAAAAAUACAUUUUGAUCGGAAUAAUUAAAUAACUUUUUAUUUCUUUUGAAAUGUAUUUCUAAAAGAUUUAUUAAUCACCUAAUAUAAUACAUAAAAAAAAGGAUAAUUAUUUUUUAUUUAUUUAAAAAUUUAUUAUAUUAUACAGAUUAUGAAUACAUUUUGUAAUAUUUACGACGUUCAAUGUAUAAUUAUAUCACAUUCAGUUAAAAUACAAUAAAUCAAAUCUU